CAUAGCUUUAAAACAAAUCAAAUAAAAUCCCAAUUAGGAUUUUUCAUACCACAGCUGAUUUUGACAUCUGACAUAACCAAAAAAACAAGCCCGUCCUGCUGCCCUGUUCCAUGCGAAUUUAUAAAAAAAAUCUUUAUCUCAAGAAGUGUGAAAAAUAAUAUAAAAAUUGUCCGUGUUCAUUAAAAACGAAAAAAAUAAACAAUUAUCAAGUAAUUAUAUGAAUAAUCAGGCCCAUUCUUCUGCACAACAGAGCCAACAAAUGCGUUUAGGAGCGAUACUUUACGUCUACAAAGGCGAAUGGGGCCUUCCAUCAAUUGACUUCGAAUGUUUAAGGGCGCUGUGUUUAAUUAAAUUCACAAGAUGUCCAGUCAAAAUCGAAACAAACAGCAAUCCACUAAGGUCUGGAGGUGGAAAACUGCCCUAUCUACAAAUCGGAAAUGAAAAAAUUGUCGGAUACCGGCAAAUCAAGGAAUUGCUUGACAAAGAGGGCUAUCCAAUCGAUGCAAAAUUGAUGCCAAAACAGAAAUUUCAAUCAGUUGCACACACUAACUAUGUGUUCAAUAAUUUGCAUGCUUAUUUUAAUUAUUUUAUGUUUGGCGAAGCCAACAAUAUUGAUUGUACACGGGCUCUGUAUGCAAAAAGGACACCGUUUCCGUUUAACUUCUAUUUCCCAGGAAAAUAUAAUAAAGAAGCACACAACAUUGUUAGCAUUUUGGGAGGUUUCGAUUUGAAUGACAAAGUAGAAGUCCAUGAAACCGAUUACCUCGUUGCGAAUGCCAAAAAAUGCGUAAACAUGCUCGCUAAAAAGCUAGGGAAAAAAGUCUGGUUCUUUGGUGACUUCUAUAGCGAGUUCGAUGCUAUAGUCUAUGCGUACUUAUCGGUUUUGUAUAGCAUUUCACUGCCAAAUAACCCGCUUCAAUAUCACAUUAAAAGCUGUCAAAAUCUAGUGAAUUUCAUCAAUCGAAUAUCGAAAGAUGUCUUCAAACAGGAAACAUUUAACUCAGUGAAAACUGCAAAAGGAAUCACUAACGAUCCAAUGCUUACUCCAACCGAACGUGAUUUCUUGGAAUCUGAAAAAAAGACAAAAAUUAUUGCAGCUACAGUAGCAUUAAUUGCAAUGGGAACAUUUGCAGCGUGGAAAGGUUUUUAUCAGAGCAUUGUCCAAUCAAAUGAUUAUUACGAUAACUAUGAUUACGGUGAUGACGAUGAUGAUACAGAGGGUGAAUGAAUAUAAUAAAAUUAAUAAGUGUUCCAUAUACCAAUGAAAUUUCCUCAUACAAUCGAUGCGACCUUCCAUACUUUCAGUCAAUGAAACUCAAAAACGUUAAUAAAUUCCCUCAAGUAUUUUAAAUUAAAAAAAAAAAAAACAAAUCUGAGCUUACUCACGAUCAAAUUAUUAAAAAUGUUAUUUUAAAACGAAGACAAAAAAAGAAUACUUGUCCAAAAACUGAAACAUCGUGAUCUUACUUGAUACCAAAUAAAUCUUUAUAAAGAUCUUAUAAAGAACAAAAAAAACUAAUACUUCUGCUGGCCAAGUAUUUUUAAUUAACACAAUUUUGAUGAUUUCAUUUUAAGAACAAUACGUCUUCAGUAUCUUCUUUUACGUUUUAAGACAACUGGACACAAAUUUUAGAUCCACUUAAAAUGUUUUUAAUUUUUGUAUUUGCAACUUUCGCAUGAUAAAACGAAUAAGACGUUUAGGGUUCCAUAAAGAAUUAUGAACAACUAUUAUAAAAAUUUAUUUUACUAAAAAAGCUAGGAAUUUAAUUUGAUACAUGGGCUGAUAAUGUUCUUUCUUGUCCAUGUCUCUCAGUCGCAGUGCAAUUCUUGACGAACUAAUAAGGACAUUUGCUCAUAACAUAUAAA
Molecule: messenger RNA, 1866 nt
Organism: Eupeodes corollae
Lineage: Eukaryota; Metazoa; Arthropoda; Insecta; Diptera; Syrphidae
Product: metaxin-1 homolog
Exons: 5
Coding region: 218-1228 (336 amino acids)
Biological process (GO): mitochondrion organization
Cellular component (GO): SAM complex
Source: RefSeq, a predicted model, not a curated record